This is a messenger RNA of Ipomoea triloba (trilobed morning glory), 2581 nucleotides long. Its product is annotated as G-type lectin S-receptor-like serine/threonine-protein kinase SD2-5. The transcript has a single exon. NCBI's taxonomy places the organism in Eukaryota, Viridiplantae, Streptophyta, Magnoliopsida, Solanales, Convolvulaceae. The coding region runs from base 1029 to 2465 and encodes 478 amino acids. Gene Ontology annotation, biological process: protein phosphorylation. The record is from RefSeq and is a predicted model, not a curated record. Gene Ontology annotation, molecular function: protein kinase activity; ATP binding.
CAGCACUCCUUGUGAUCCAUUGCUCGCAAUCCAUAGUUAUCUUGGCUCAACCGCUCGCCGAAUAUAAAAUUGCCGACAAUAAUUCCAGUAUAAUUUCCUGGACUGAUAGUAACAACCAGUCGUAUCCUGUAUAUUCUUCAGAUGGAGCUCAAGUAGCGGCCGUUAUCCUGUACCGACAGGCCACCGCUACGAUCUUUGCAUGUGGCUUAUUCUGCAAUCCCUCUGGCACUUCUUGCCUCUUCGGUAUCCUCAUAAUCCCAGCACUGGUUCCGGGUUUUCCCACCAGUGAAUUACACUUGGAUUACCGGCGUCUAGUUUGGUCAGCUAACCGGAAUCAUCCCGUCACGGUUAAUGCAAGUGUGGAACUCAGGCGAGAAGGAGGGUUGUUGUUGACGGACUCUAAUGGAUCCGUGGUUUGGUCCACGCACAGCAAUGGGAGUGGCGUUUCCGGGUUGAAUUUGACGGCAAUUGGGAAUCUUGUCAUUUAUGGCCAAAAGAAUGAAACCAUUUGGCAGUCUUUUGAUCAUCCUACAGACACACUGCUACCUGGGCAAGAAAUUCGAAGCGGACAAACAUUAAAAGCCAGCAUAUCAACAUCAAACUUUGGAGAAGGUUUGUAUUCACUCUACUUUGAUAACGAAUCUGCUCGUGCUUAUGUACAGUCCUCUAAUUUGUACUGGUAUCGAUAUGCGGAUGUGGAAGUAGAUUAUGUUAAAGGGAUAAUUGCUUCCACGCGGUCUCCAAUAUUAGAUCACCAAAUCACCAAGUUUGAGGCUGAUGGGCAUUUGAAUGUGUACGGGUGGUCACCACCUUUUCCGUGGGGGGUUAUUUCCGAUGUUUUUGUACGUUUGAUUGGUUUUUGUGGAUACCCUUUGGUCUGCGGAAGUUAUAGUGUUUGUAAGGAUGAGAAGUUCUGCACUUGUCCUCCUGUUUUUUUCACGCAAAGAAACAGGAGUCAAGAAAUCACAGAAUGUUCUUUAAUUACUCCCAUUUCAUGUGCGCAUUCCCAGCUCCAUACUCUUCUGGAGAUGAAGGAUACGAGCUAUAUUGGCCGGGAUAUGAGAAAUGAAUCUGGUGAGUACACGGAUUUAGAAAGUUGUAAGAAGGCAUGUUUAAGGAACUGCUCCUGCAAAGCAGCUCAUUUUAAUGGCUAUUCAAACGGAUACUGUUUAUUGCUGAAUGAAGUUCUCUCCCUUGUGACCGCCACAAGCAACAACACUGUUUAUCUAAAGGUGCAAAAUUCAUCCACUCCGCAAAUUAAUCCACGGAUUGAGCAGAGUCCCCCACCGGUUCAACAGACUCCUCCAUGGAUUCGGCAGAAACAUGCCAAAAUACUACUGGGGACUAUUGGUGCCUCCAUGGGUGUGGUUUUAUCAAUCUCCAUUUACUUUUUCUUGGUUAGAAAGAAAGCAGUUCAGCUAGAAGAUGAGGAGGAGUUUUUGGAUGGCGUGCCGGGGUUGCCAACUCGAUUCUCUUACGAAGACUUGAGUGCUAUGACCGAAAAUUUCAGUAAGAAAUUGGGAGAAGGAGGAUUUGGUUCUGUGUUUGAAGGUGAAUUGCAAGAUGGCACUAAAAUUGCAGUAAAGAGUCUUAAGGGAGUUGAUCACAUCAAGAAAUCAUUUCUGGCGGAAGUGGCAACAAUAGGAAGCAUUGAGCACGCCAAUCUGGUAAAAUUAUUAGGGUUUUGUGCAGCAAAAUCACAGAGGCUUCUGGUCUAUGAACACAUGACGAAUGGGUCUUUAGAUAGAUGGAUUUUUAAUGGGGAGCAAGAACAUGGUCUCACGUGGCAUACCAAAAAGAAAAUCAUGAUAGAAAUUGCCAAAGGGUUAGCAUAUCUUCAUGAAGAUUGCAACCGUAAGAUCAUUCACUUGGACAUCAAACCUCAAAACAUCCUCUUAGAUAAAAAUUUCAAUGCAAAAGUUGCAGACUUUGGAUUGUCAAAGAUGGUAGCAAAAGACCAGAGCAAAGUUGUCACGAAAAUGAAAGGAACUCCGGGUUACAUAGCUCCGGAGUGGAUGAGCUUGGUUAUAACGGAGAAAGUAGAUGUGUACAGUUUCGGAAUUGUGAUGUUAGAAAUUGUUUGCGGGCGAAAGAAUGUGGACUGGAAUCAGGCAGAGGAAGAAGUGGAUUUGCUGAGUGUGUUCAAGAGAAAAAUAGAAGAAGAUAAAGUUGGUGAGAUGUUUGAUAUGUACAACAAAGAUUUGGAAGUAGAGAAAGAAGAAGCAAUAGAAAUGAUGAGGGUUGCUGCUUGGUGCUUACAGAGUGAUUAUACCAAGAGGCCAUCCAUGUCAGUGGUGGUGAAGGCAUUAGAAGGUUCUGCAGCUAUUGAAACCAACUUGAACUACAACUUCAGCUAUCCACCCAUUCCAAGAAACACCAUGGAAGUGUCUAAUCAGAAGGGGCAAGCUCGUGAUGCCAUCAGCAGCGCAACAUUAAUUCCAUCAGUUUUAUCUGGCCCAAGGUAAAAGCUGCAGAGAAGAGUGUGCCUCUCAAUUUUCAUUGGUUUAAUGCUACAGUUUGCGCCCUACCUUAUCUUGUAUAUAAGUUGCAAGCUUUUUAUUUCUCUGUGGGAUGGUCUAUA